Syzygium oleosum is the source of this 1531-nucleotide messenger RNA. RefSeq names its product protein DUF642 L-GALACTONO-1,4-LACTONE-RESPONSIVE GENE 2. The coding region runs from base 175 to 1356 and encodes 393 amino acids. The record is from RefSeq and is a predicted model, not a curated record. The transcript has 3 exons. NCBI's taxonomy places the organism in Eukaryota, Viridiplantae, Streptophyta, Magnoliopsida, Myrtales, Myrtaceae.
ACACGAGCCUGACCCAAGAAGCAUCGAUGCGUCAAUGAAUUCGCUAUAAAAAAUUUCAGCCGCUGAACAUUCCGCGUGAUUCACGAAUUGGGUUUCUCUUUUUUCCUUAAAAAAGUGUUUUUUUUUUUUGGGCGAAAGACAUACGCAAACCGGCGACGAGAAGUCAGCAGCUUGAUGACGAUGUUCAUGUUCAUGGGCUUGCGUUGCUGCUGCAGGAUCACGAUGAAGAAGGCAUCGGCACUCGUCCUCCAGUUUCUUCUGGUGGGAUUUGCAUCUGCAGCUGAUCUUCUCCAGAACGCCGACUUCGAAUCGCCGCCGCCCGGCUUCCCGGCGAACUCCACCGCGCCGUUCCUGCUCGGGCAAAACGACACGCUCCCCGGCUGGUCGUUCGGCGGCGAGGUCUACUACCUGACGGCGAGCGGCGGCGGGCACGCCGUCCAGCUGGGCCAGGACGGCACGAUCAACCAGACUUUCGCGGCCUCUGCCGACUUCGCGGACUACUUGGUCACCUUCGCGGUCGCCUCGUCCGGCGGCGCGAACUGCUCGAGCAAUGGCAGCGUCGUGAUUUCGGCGCCGGACAGUCAGGGGGUGUUUCCGGUGGGGGAGCAGCGGGCCGUGUACGGGCUGUUCCUGGGGAGUUGGGGAGAUGGGGAGGCGAUCGAUCUGGUGAUCGCGAGCGAAACGACGGAGUCCGACACCAAUGCGACGUGCUGGCCGGCCGUUGACUCGAUCGUCCUGAAGAGCAUCGCCAGUCUAGUCAAAGCCAAUGAUAAUGAAUUGGUAAACGGGGGAUUCGAGUUCGGGCCGGAUUUCUUGCCGGACUCUACGGAGGGAGUUCUGCUACAGCCGGCGCAGAGCCCUGUUCAAUCGCCAUUAAUACAAUGGGCUAUCCUCGGAACCGUCAAGUAUAUUGACUCCAAGCACUACUUCGUUCCUCAAGGAAAUGCCGCCAUAGAAUUAGUGUCGGGAAAUUCAACCGGCAUACAAACGGCCGCUCAGCUAACGAAGGAUUCUUCGUACACAUUGGAAUUUAUGCUCGGGGACGGGAACAACUCCUGCAUCGGCGAUUUGGAAGUCAGGGCGCAAGCAGGAUCGGUCCUUCAAAACUAUACAAUUCAGAGCAAGGGGACAGGCUCGGCUCAGAAGUUCUCUUUCAAGUUCAAGGCCGAUUCUGAUACCGGCACAACACCAAUCAGCUUUGUAAGCUAUACGAGUAGCCAGACCAAAGAUGGCGUGCUUUGUGGUCCGGUGGUCGACGAUGUUGUUUUGCGAGCUUCUCUUGGCCUCAGAUUGGCAAUCCAGUGGAGGUUUCUGCUAUCUCCGCUUUUGCUUGUGGCUCACGUGAUGAAUAAAUGAGUCAUGAAGCGAUGGAUCUGACCUUGAAUGUGGUCUUCGGAAAAUGACAUGAUUUUAUUGCAGGCAUUGAAAUUUUGUUUCUUCGAGAAGUUUUCAGGGGAUUUUGUUUUUUCGAUUGAAGAAAUGCUGCGAGAAAUUUCCUCCCUCUUUAAUGGUCGAUAUCGAUAUUUUACCA